UCUUUGACCUUCACUGAUCAUUAUCUGUAAGCUCAAAUUUGGUCUGGCAGCUGGAUUAGUUUCAUUCCAUGCAAUUGAGUUCCCCGUUAUAUGAAUUCCCUGCUCUCUAUCGGACGCAGUAUCAUCACAUUUGCACCUCGAAUAGUAUCAGCUCGUCAGACUAUCGUCACAGUUCGCACGAUGGCCACCGUGUCUACCAUCCAUAUGCCUCGUGAUCCAAACACCUUGUCGAAUUACAACAAUUGGAGAACCAAGCAUACGAUCGCCGAUUUAGCUAUUGAUUUCAAGAAACAACGUGUUCAUGGCACAGUCACACUGCAGCUUGAAUCUAUUACGGACAAGGAAUCUGAAGAGAUCAUCCUUGAUACUAGCUUCGUUGAUGUGCAAAAUAUCGCUGUUGACGGAAGUAAGACCGAAGAAUGGACUCUCAAGGAACGCACUGAACCAUACGGCAGCCCUCUUUAUGUGAAGAUUCCAGGUGGAGCAGCAAAGGGUACCAUUAUUGCACUCGACAUCACGAUUUCCACUACCGACAAAUGCACAGCUCUUCAAUGGCUUACUCCCGCUCAGACCUCGAACAAAAAGUUCCCAUACAUGUUCUCUCAAUGCCAAGCCAUUCAUAACCGCUCUAUCUUCCCGUGUCAGGACACUCCUGAUGUGAAGAGCACAUAUGAUUUCCGAAUUCGUUCUCCUCUUCCCGUCCUCGCAAGUGGCUUGCCUCGUGGUGCAGCCUCGUUCGUCCAUGGUGAAGAUGGAGAAUCUGGUACUCUUCUCUACUCCUUUUACCAGGAGAUUCCUAUGCCAUCUUACCUCUUUGCUCUCUCAUCAGGUGAUAUAGCUACUGCAUCUAUCGGACCACGUUCUCUCGUUUCUACUGGUCCAGAGGAGCUCUUAGGGGCCAAGUGGGAACUCGAGAGAGAUACCGAAAAGUUCAUUGAGACUAUCGAGAAAAUUGUCUAUCCUUAUGAAUGGACCCAAUACAAUGUUCUGGUCUUACCGCCAAGUUUUCCUUAUGGUGGUAUGGAGAAUCCAGUGUUUACUUUUGCUACACCCACUAUCAUUAGUGGAGAUCGAGAGAAUGUUGAUGUGAUUGCUCAUGAAUUGGCUCAUAGCUGGAGUGGCAACUUAGUAUCUAAUGCUAGUUGGGAACAUUUGUAGGUCUUGAGUAUUUCGAAUACCCUUCUCAAUCGAUGCAAACCUUUGCAAGAAUAAGUGUUGUUCGUAAAUGUAGUUGACUAACUUCUUUACAGCUGGUUAAAUGAAGGAUGGACAGUCUACCUAGAGAGACGAAUUAUCGCCGCUAUUCAUGGAGAAGCAUAUAGAGACUUUUCCUCGAUUAUUGGAUGGAAAGCUCUUGGUAAGUCCUCGCACUUGUACGCAGAUUUCUGAAGCUAAGAUGCGUACACAGAGGAUUCCGUGAAGCUAUUCGGCGAAGAUCAUGAAUUCACCAAAUUAGUUGUUGACCUCAAGGGUAAAGAUCCAGAUGAUGCUUUCAGCAGUGUCCCUUACGAGAAGGUGGGUGCAAGCGAUGAUCAAACUUCAAAAUAAAUCUAAUAUAACCAGGGUUUUCACUUCCUCUACUAUCUCGAGAGACUUGUUGGUAAAUCAACCUGGGAUAAAUUCAUCCCACAUUAUUUCACAACAUGGAAGAGAAAGUCUCUUGACUCUUAUGAAUUCAAGGCUACACUUCUUGAUUUCUUCGCCUCUGAUGAAGCUGCUUCUAAAGCUCUUGAGUCAGUUGACUGGGACUCAUGGUUUUACAAGCCAGGUCUUCCGCCAAAGCCAGAAUUUGACACAAGCUUGGUUGACAAAUGUUAUGCUCUAGCCAAGAAGUGGGAAUCAAAGGUAAUUCAUUAGCUACAUCAACUUUCUCACACAGGAAACUAAUUCAUCCUAGGACUUCGUACCCUCCCCAUCGGAUAUCGAAGGUUGGUCCGCGAACCAAGUGGUCGUCUUCCUCCAACAAGUCCAACUCUUCACCACUCCCCUUACCCCAUCCCAAAGUCAAGCAAUGGGUAAGGCCUAUUCUCUCGUCAACACUCAAAAUGUCGAACUUAGCUCCCGCUAUUUCGGCGUCGGUUUGGCUGCAAAAGAUGAAUCCGUAUAUCUCCCUACUGCUGAGUUGUUGGGUAAGGUCGGUAGAAUGAAGUUCGUGAGAACACUAUACAGAAAAUUGCUGGUGGUGGAUAGAAAAUUGGCCGAGGAAACUUUUGAGAAGAACAAAGAUUUCUACCAUCCAAUUUGUAGAGAGCAAGUGGAGAAGGAUUUGAAGGAGUAAAGCAGGAAAAAGUUGAUAUGUGAGGAAUGUGCAAAAGCGUGUGUAAAAGCGGAUAUCCCAUGCUGCGAUUUUGUUCAUGAUUACGCAAAUUUUCAAUGUAUGCAUUUAUAGCUUGCGCUUGCUUUUACUU
Sclerotinia trifoliorum is the source of this 2408-nucleotide messenger RNA. Lineage: Eukaryota; Fungi; Ascomycota; Leotiomycetes; Helotiales; Sclerotiniaceae. The record is from the annotation of a GenBank genome assembly.